Molecule: messenger RNA, 711 nt
Organism: Symbiodinium natans
Lineage: Eukaryota; Dinophyceae; Suessiales; Symbiodiniaceae
Source: the annotation of a GenBank genome assembly
AUGGGCGACGCGGCCAUGAAUGCUCCCACAGUCGAGGAGGAGGAGGCGGCGUGGACGAAGAUGUUGGAUCGCUUUACGGGCCUUCCAGACAUCGAGGUUCGAGUGCGCACCAACCGCGGGAAUUCACUAGCGCGCCAGGGCAAGCUGAAGGAAGCUCUCGAGGACUACAACCGUGCGAUCGAGCUGGUCCCGGAGGCCGCCGAUCCUCACUUGAACCGCGGGGCUAUCUACGAGUCUUUGGGUCGGCUGGAGGAUGCCCUCUUAGACUACGAUGUCAUUCUACAACAGGACCCUGGCGACCCGGCAGCAUGGAACAACCGUGGCAAUGCCCUGCUAGGCCUCCAGCGCUUCGAAGAAGCCAAGGACUGCUUUCAGCAGGCACUCAACAUCGAGGGCUCGCAGUCUGCCUUUGCUGGCGUGAAUCUUGCCCUGGCUCAAUACGAGCUGGGCGAGGAUGACGCUGCCGUUGGAACGCUGCGCAAGCUGCUGGCAAAGUAUGCUGAGGCUUUUCCUGACGCGAGGGCGGCCUAUGCGCUGAUUAUGUGGGACAAGGGGGAUCCCAUCCUCGGAGAAUCGGAAUGGGACCGCGCCACCGCUGCAGACAACCGCUACCGCUCAGCCGACUGGGUGACAGGCUUCCGACGCUGGCCGCCACGGCUCUUAGGUGUCUUCAAGCGCUUCGCUGCCACCACGUCGGUGAAGGUGAAGUGA